CCAUGGUGAAAAAAACAACGUUUGUUGCUUGGAAGGCGAUCUCCUAAGAUGGCUGGAUCAAUCCAGAGCACGACAUGACUCUCUUGAUAAGGUGUAUUACACACAAAUUGGUUGCCAGGUUACAUACGCGGGUAUUAACUCCGGUUAAACCGGGCUCCAACCGUCAUUGAAUUCAAAUCAAAAUGGGAGCUGUAUGCAUAUGUUUGACAGCUGCUUUGCUGUUUCAACACGCGUACGCACUUUGCAGAAACCAGUAUCUAAACGCAACAACAACCUCGCAGUUAUUCUCUUACCAAUCUUACUCAAACAACGAAUACUGUGACAUCCAAAUCGCGCCGUCUAAUUUCCUGAAUAGCAGUCAGUUCUUCUUGGAGAUUAUUUGGACCACCUUCGACAUCAAGGGAAAAUUGCCUGAUUGCAAAGAAGAUUAUGUAGAGGUAAAUCUAACCAGAUCAGGCUACAGCAUUGGAAAGUUUUGUUCAAAUAACACCCUUGAAAAACUUUUUAACAUGUAUUCACAUGAUGGCUUUGCAAAUCUGACGUUCAAAAGCAACAAUGAGACGACCGGAGAUGGAUUCUCUUUCAAAUACAGACUUAGGAAUAAAACAGCUGAUCCUUUGGUUGGAAAUUCAUCAUCAUGCAGUUUGCAGGAAAACAUCAAUUCCGUGGCAACCACUCUCAAAGGGAACAAAAGAAGAGGUAACUAGAAGAAGCCCAAAAGGCUGACGUAAACGUUCUUGUCGCUGUCUGACUGACUUCAUGACAGACUCAUUUGAAGACAGGAGCUGAUGCGGAGAAUAUGCGGAACAACGCCGUAGUAGGAACGAAUGCGCGUUUGACAGUGGAUGUGUCCCCAUGAUGCGAUGGUGUCAGUCAACUGUGAUAAACUAUUCUCCGGUGACAGUCAUCGAGAUGAAGACCCUUCUGGUGUUUAGGGUCCUUUUUGAUUUGAGUACUUUAGGGUCCUAGGUCUGAGGGUCUUAGGGUCUGGUUUUUACGGUAUGCUCCUGUUUAGUCGUGAACUGAUUAGAUUACAAUAGAGACUACAAAGGGACUACAUACAAAUAACAGCGUGACAAUAGAAAAUACAAAGGUCAACACUAAACAAUGGUAUACACAAAUACUAUAUAACGACAUUACACUAGCAUGCAAUGAAUCUAGAUCAUUUUUGUAUUAGUAAGAUUUGGUUAGCGUAUUUACUUUAUUAACAAGAUAUCGCAGCUUUCUGGAAGAGUCUUUGGUAUAGAAAGGGUCUUUCUAUAUCAAAAUGCGCUCACUAUGAAAGAAUGGUUUUUUUAUGACAAAAGAAAAACUUUUUCUUACAUCGGGGGCACCAUUUCAUAAUAAAGAGCAGUUUCAAGUGCUAGAGCAAUUGGAGGAUAAGAACCCCCCGUUUUAGCUCUUUUUGUGGUUGUGCCCCUUUCCCAAAGAUUCUAUUCAACAGAUUGUCUGGAAGGAUAGACACUUAAUAUAGAAAUGAGAUUUGCAGACAAGUUUGACAGAAAACAAUCCCAAUAAACAUAGCAAAAUACCUCAUUUUUGUCUUGAAAUCUGGAACAUAUACCUUUUCAACUAAUCAUUUGAAGAUCGUACAAAAUUUGUUCAAAGCAAUAUAUGAGACGUAGUUUAUUGACCUCAUAGUGAACAAAAUAUGUUUUACAACGAUUUUCUAAAAUGCUCAUUUGUCGCCGAGAAACCUAGUAGUAUUUAAAACAUUCUAGACAUUUGCCUACGUGAUACAUAAUUACCACUGAUCUAAAAAAAACUGGAUCGCGCAUCUAUUGUUCUAAAAGUGCGGCCGCUGAGAAAUCGCAGCGGCCAUGCUCUUGUGACCACUUUUGCAGACUUGUGGUCUUGUUUACUACGAGGAAAUGCCGGUUCGGACAAGUAAAGUCGAAGUUUCUGCCGUCAAAUAGUGGCAAAGGUGGGUAAAUCUAAAUAUAUAUGAGCGUAAAGGACUAUCAAAUUAUUAAAUGUUCCAUUUUAUGGAGGGUAAGGCAUUUUGGUUCUCUAUUUCUUGUUGCUUUACGGAUAGCCUACACUUUUAGGCCUAUUAUUAGUAGGUGGAUUGAAACUCGAAAACAGAAAUCAAACUAAGGUAAAUCUAAAUAAACAUUUUUCUUUCGUUGUUGGCACUCAAAAACAGUAAUUAGACUGUUUCCUAUAAUCAAGUCUCCACGGAGAGUCCAACGAUGCAAAUAUAUUUAUUCGAAUCAGCAGGCAAGUGACUAUAUGACUAGCUACCUUUUACUUAUUUGAUCAAAUUAGAGCCGUAAAUUGCCAUGAAAAAGCCACGUAGCAGCGAUAAUUACAUAGAAUAUAAGUAGCUUUCAUAUGUAGAAGUUAAUUUUAGUUGUUUCUCUGAUAGGAUAUAACCCCCAAAAACAUCUUGGGAGCUUCUAAGCAACCCCAGUGUAGUACUGAGUUUCUUGUAGAUAGAAAAUAUGUUUAAUUUGUGUAGCUGCUUUUUCCAAACAAGUCUAGCCGUGAUUUCAAACCUCUAACUUUUUGUGCCCCUCUACAUUGUUUAAGCAAUACAUUUUACAUUGAAAUGAUGUGAUAUGAAACAUGCUUACAUUCAAGUGAAUCACCGCUUGUACUAUGUUUGUGACUUAUGUGACUUAGGACUAAUUGAAGAGUGAUAUCAUAUUCCUCUGAAAAAAUAAGCCUUAAAGAAUAUGCCUGGUUGUACUUUUGAAUCAAAAUUUUAAUAUUACCUCUGACAAAGCAUUUC
This is a messenger RNA of Rhopilema esculentum, 2734 nucleotides long. Lineage: Eukaryota; Metazoa; Cnidaria; Scyphozoa; Rhizostomeae; Rhizostomatidae. The record is from RefSeq and is a predicted model, not a curated record.